This is a messenger RNA of Eleginops maclovinus (Patagonian blennie), 1534 nucleotides long. RefSeq names its product golgi transport 1A (gene golt1a). Gene Ontology annotation, cellular component: membrane; endoplasmic reticulum. The coding region runs from base 188 to 577 and encodes 129 amino acids. The record is from RefSeq and is a predicted model, not a curated record. NCBI's taxonomy places the organism in Eukaryota, Metazoa, Chordata, Actinopteri, Perciformes, Eleginopidae. The transcript is spliced from 5 exons. Gene Ontology annotation, biological process: retrograde transport, endosome to Golgi; endoplasmic reticulum to Golgi vesicle-mediated transport.
GAAACUGACCCUUCACCUGGGAGCCUUCAGGAUCACGACGUGUGCCGGCUCCGGUUAAUGUUCAACCCACACUGACAACAUCAGUGCACAAAGGUCACGCUGCGAACGGGAAGGGAUUCAUUUGUUUCUGAAAGGCACAGAGAAACUCAGCUGGUUCCACAAGGACGGGGGGACAUUAGUGUUAACCAUGGUGGCCAUCACAGAGUUACAGAAGAUUGGCAUUGGUGUGAUGGGAUUCGGUUUAUUCUUCCUGCUCUUUGGUGUGCUGCUGUAUUUUGACUCGGUCUUGCUGGCCUUUGGGAAUAUUCUGUUUCUGACCGGUCUGGCUCUCAUCAUCGGCUUCAGGAGGACAGCUCAGUUCUUCUUCCAGAGACAGAAGUUCCGGGGUUCUUUCUUCUUCCUGGGAGGCGUGUCUCUGGUGCUGUGCCGUUGGGCAAUCAUUGGAAUGCUGGUGGAGAGUUACGGCUUUGUGCUUUUAUUUAGAUCCUUCUUCCCCAUGGCACUGGGGUUCCUGCUGUCAGCUGUGAAUAUCCCCUUCCUCAGUGCAUAUUUCUCCAGCAGCCCCUCCAUGGUGUGAUCAGAACAUGGAGCAGCAGGGUGGGGGGGGGGAGUCUUCAGACUGAUGGGACAGCACUGAGAGGCAGAGGGGGAAGGCUGAUGAGUAACAGUACAGGAGGUUUUCCAUCUCCAUCGUUUAUCAUUUUAUUUAAGCUUGUUUAUAUUGUGUUGUUGUUUUGUUUCAUUGAGACAAAUAAAUAUUCCCAUAUUGUCUGACAAUUUCACUUACUGUACAAUACCAGAUACAGGGAUCAAUAUUCUACAAGCUCCAAAGUAGAGAACCAGUAAAAAUAGCUUCAAUAACAAAUGAAUGAAUAUGCCUACUAAACAUGUCCUGAAAUAAGAACAUGAGGCAACUCAUAUAUAUUAAUAAAGGUACAUCAAAUCAAUAUCUAAGGCAAUUAAUAUGUUUAUAUAUUAAAGUGGAUUUAUUGUAUGUAAAAAAAAAUGUAUUUAUUUCAGAAAACUUCCAUUUCUUAUGCCACAUUUUAAUAACAGCUUCUUAUGUUCAGACUCAUGUGGCAUAGCAUUCCCAUGACACUGUCCUCAGACUAACACAUUUAAAAUGUCAUUUUUUUCCUAAAGAUUCAAUUAAAACACGAGUGUAUUGCAGCUGUCAUUUAUUUUGAGUAAUAUUAUAAUAUUGUAAUUAAUAUGUCAAUCAGUCAUGUGGAAGCAUUGUUAUAAAGUUCCUUACACCUAGACAGGAUCCACAAGAACAGGUGUGGUUAUUAGAAGAACCUGUGUUCAGCGUAACUUAUACCAAACCCAUUUUACAUUACAAUGGAGUCAAAACUUGAAAUAGUGGGCUACAGUUUGAGAAUAACUUAUUAAUGAUCAAGUAGAAUAAUAAUAAUACAUACUUUAUUAAUUAAAUUCAGGGUUCCAUUCUGGGGUUAUUUAUGCAUUACAAACAUAGUUGAUAUUCAAUGAUGGGCAAGUCACUUCCAAAAUGUAAUAAAGUACAUAUGACUUA